Molecule: messenger RNA, 1343 nt
Organism: Plodia interpunctella (Indianmeal moth)
Lineage: Eukaryota; Metazoa; Arthropoda; Insecta; Lepidoptera; Pyralidae
Product: nuclear apoptosis-inducing factor 1-like
Exons: 2
Coding region: 584-1132 (182 amino acids)
Source: RefSeq, a predicted model, not a curated record
CUUAUGCCCAUUUUCACCAGCGGAUCCUAAACAAACACUUUACUAAGGAUUUCUUAGCAUUAAGGACAUCUUAAACCAUUCCCUUUCUUAAAUCCUGUUUCACAACCCCAGGGGGUACCUAAUUAAGAGUCUCCUAGUUAAGUGACAAAUAGUGCGAAGCCAACACGGAAGUGAUUGUCGAUAACAUAUUUACAAUUAAUAUUUUCGAAAAAUACGACAGUAAUAAAAUAAAUUACUUAUGAUAUUGUAUAGAACAUGAAUUAACAGUACGUUUUGAAUCUUAAAUUAGCAAAAAUAAAUUAAAAUAAAGUUUAACUAGUAUGUACUGACGAUCGCUUGUGCCUAAAAAAGUUAAUGUAGUUUGAUUGACAUUUGGUUUGACAGAAGUCGUGCCGCGCAUCGUCGUCGCUCGUCGAUUCGUUUAAACGUAGAUUGUAUUGUUUGGUUCGUUGGCUUUGUUUAUCAAUAGAAUAGUUUCUUUUUAUAAAAUCAACACGUGCGUAGCGUGGUGAUUUUGUUCAUCAUUACGGACUACAACCGACUGCAAGUUACACCAAUUUGUAAUACCAGUGUUAAAUCGACGAUGACUGAAAAAAGGAAACGCGGCCAAAACUUUUCUCUCGAAGAGAAGGAUAAACUUGUAAAAUUGUUACUUCUCCACAAAGAUACAAUCUUAAAUAAAAAAACCGAUGGAGCUACAAAUGAAGCAAAGUGUGAAGCUUGGACAGCGGUUACAAAUUCAUUCAACUCGUCGUCUAAUAUAUACAGGAGUAAAGAAUCACUCAUGAAAGUAUGGGACAAAUUGAAGAGUGAGAGUAAAUUGUAUUUUGGUCAAUUGAAAAGAAAUACAACACAAACUGGAGGAGGGCCAUCCAUCAUAAAAUUUGACCCCGUGCUGGAACAAGUGUGUUCCAUUCUUGGUCGUGGCUGCACUGGCAUCAUUGGUGUAUCUGAUUGUGAUGCUGACACUGGUCCUGAAGUAUUUGAGACACCAAAGGUCAUAUGCAUUCAAGAUGACAGUAAUAUAUGGAAGACAAUUGAGGACGUGGAUUUAGAAAUAAAAAUGGACAACUGUCAGAAUUCCACUGAUACUCCAAAAGAAAUUUUGACUGAAGAAAGUGAAGUAAGUUGAAAAUUCUAAUUGUUGAUGUAGAUUUUUCUAUAUCAUCAUCAUUCCAUAUAAAAUUAUAAUAAUAUAUUCACACUAGCAUUUGCCUACAAAUUGGUGUGGAUGUAUAAUACUAGCUGUAGCACACAGCCCCAAAUAUACUUUAAAAAGUAGGCUAUACUACUCCUGAAGGUUUAUUCUUUAUAUGUGCCAAAUAUCAUCAUAAUCGGUCACA